Molecule: messenger RNA, 1175 nt
Organism: Vespula vulgaris
Lineage: Eukaryota; Metazoa; Arthropoda; Insecta; Hymenoptera; Vespidae
Exons: 6
Coding region: 278-661 (127 amino acids)
Source: RefSeq, a predicted model, not a curated record
CUCAAUUUUACGGUUCAGUUACCGAGGAGUGGCACUUCUCUUAUACGUGAAAGCUUACAUUCAAAAAACUGAUGCUGGAAAACUCUGCACCGUUCUUUUAAACUCUCCCGUUCGAUUAUCAUUAGAGGCCAUUCUUCUUGAAAAUGAAAAGGAGUUCCCGAUAAAGUGUUGGAAUGAAAGAGGAGCAAAACAGAAGGAAAUAGAAAAGGGAGAAAGGGAAAGAAAUCACGAGGAAGGAUCUCUUUAUAAUCUUCAGGAAAUUCUGUCGAGGGAAAGGAUGAAUUUUGCACGAUUAAUCAAGGAACGAAGAAGCACUUCUUCGAUUCAGCUCGAAGGCGUACACCCUUUCGAAUUACCACGGUUCGAUUCACAUCUGCAACACCAAUGUACAGGAAAAGUACGAGGAGAUGAAGAGAUGAAGAGAAAAAGGCGACGUAGAAAUUCUCAGGGAAUCGAGAAGUCGAUGCACCGCCAUGCUGGAAUGGGAUUGCGAGAAGCUGAACGAAUAUUUAAAGAAUCACCUCACAUGCAACGAUCUAGUUCGAGAAUUACUAAGCCCUUCUACGAUCAAAUACUCGAGAGUCUGAUUAAAGAUGCUGCUGCUGCUGCUGCUGCUGUUCGAUCAUCCCUUUUACGAGCUGGAUUAUUAUUAUCUGUUUGAUUCGUUCAUUCUAAGGCUCUGCGGAUAUUUCUUUUUGCUAUGUGAAGAAAAGGAAGAAGAAAAAAAUGAGAGAGAGAAAGAGAAAAAAAAAGUAAGAGAAAAAGAAACGAGAAAAAAGAAAGUUGAGAAAAAUGAAUCGAAGGAUGAAGAAAAAGAAAAAGAAAAAGAAAAAGAAAAAGAAAAAGAAAAAGAAAAAAAAAGUUGAAGAAAGAAUCCCGAUUAAAUCGAUCGAUCGGUCUUCUCUUCUAUAGCCAUUUCGUAAAUUUUCUAUCCUUUAUCCGAAAAUAUCCUUAGCUCUAUAAGUCUGGCAAAUAUAAAAGAUGAGAAAGAAGUAAAAGUAUAGAGGAAAAAGUAGAAGAAGGUGAUCCCUUGGAAGGUACAUAUAUAUAUAUAUAUAUAUAUAUAUAUAUAUAUAUAUGUAUGUAUGUAUGUAUGUAUGUAUAUAAGAUCUUCCCGAGCUGAGAAUGAUAUUAUUCGGUAACGGUAUUAGAAGGAACUCGUCUAAGGUAAGAAA